UUAUUAGUAUAACCAAAUAUAAAUAUAAAGCUUGAAAAAGAGAGGGGAGCACAACAAUGGCGAGCGAAACAAUGGCUGAACAACAAAAGAAACGAACAAUGGAGGCAAUAGAACGAAGAUUCGCUCAAGCGAAAGCUGAAAUUCAUCAUCAACAGCACAAGAAUAAGAAAAUCACUGUUACCACAACAAAAACUCCAACUGAAAACAAAAUUGAACUCACUUCCCAUGGUAUCAAUUCUCCGCUUUCGCCUCUCAAAUCAAUAGCAACUUCCUCAGCUCCAUCAUCCAAAAAAGGCCAUAUAUCUUUUUCUGGCCAUACAUCUGCUCAAGAUGUUGAACUGAAUAAUCCAGCAUACCUUCAGAUAUCCCAUUCAGCAGACGAUAAUCUUCUGAAAAUUACCACUGAGAUUUCUGGUAAAAACAUGACUGCUAACGAUAUUUUGCACGAUCUUCUCCAACAUGGUGAUUCAGCACAGAAAUAUAUGCAGGGGUCAAAAAAUGUGAAAGUUGAUAAUUGGAUUCUUCUUGAUAAUGUUGUGCAAAAAAGCAGCAUUGCUACUGGAGCUCGUAGUCAGGCUUUGCAGAGACAGUCAAAGAGAUCUAAAAGACAUAUGUCCAUAAAGCAACAUAAGAAGUUUGGAUCAUUUGAUUUUCCUCAAGAGUCUCAUAAUUAUGACAUCUUCAAGCCAAUGCAUGAUAAGUGGAAAGACUACGUGACAAAACUCCUAAAGAAUAUUGGGAAAAAUCUUUUAGCACAAUCUCUUCUUAAUGGAGACUUACAUGGUGCACUAAUUCUAGUUGUUCAGUGCAAAAUAGCAGGCUUAAUUGGUGUACGUGGUAUCAUGAUUCGUGAGACUGUAGAAACAUUUGGAAUAAUCACAGAAGAGAACAAAUUCCAAGUUGUACCAAAAAAGCUCUCUGUAUUUAUGCUACAAGUGGAUUGCUGGAAAGUUACAUUGCUUGGAGACAAACUCACUUCGAGAAACAUGACUACAUGAUGACUAAAUAUCUAAAAAUGUUGCCACAAGCUGUGGUUAUAACUAAACAUCCUUUUUGCAGUAUCAUCUUACAGAUGAAGAAUGAUUCCAAUAGCUGUAUUAUUUCUUGGAAGAUCACUUGGCCUGGGUUUCGUUCUAGAAAGACUACGUUGGGCUUACAGUGGGAGAACAAAGGUGAUAUCUAAUAGGGUAAUUAGUUUUUGAAAUUUCUAUACUGUAUUAGAAUUGAACGCGUCUUUGUUAGGUAUUUUCUCUCUCAGUGAUAAGAAUUGAUGCAACAGUUUUAUAUUUUAUAUUGAGACACUGGUCAA
Solanum dulcamara is the source of this 1309-nucleotide messenger RNA. Its product is annotated as ribonuclease MRP protein subunit POP4-like. The transcript has 8 exons. Gene Ontology annotation, biological process: tRNA 5'-leader removal; rRNA processing. Gene Ontology annotation, molecular function: ribonuclease P RNA binding. The coding region runs from base 57 to 998 and encodes 313 amino acids. The record is from RefSeq and is a predicted model, not a curated record. Gene Ontology annotation, cellular component: ribonuclease P complex; ribonuclease MRP complex. Lineage: Eukaryota; Viridiplantae; Streptophyta; Magnoliopsida; Solanales; Solanaceae.